ACACUAUCAAGAGCAGCAGGCACUUUUCAGCAGCUACUCCGUGCACGUGUGAGAUCCGAGAUCCGAUCCGAUUCCGUUCCGUUCCCCUCCGAGCCGUUGGUUGCACUUAAAUCCGCGAUUGCGAUUCCUGAGCGCAACACCUUUUUAUUUAUUUAUUAUUAACACCCAUUUGCAGCCGGAAACCAUGCCAUCCGAUGCCAAGAAGCGCGAUGCGCAGCGCAAGAAGGAUGCACGCAACAAGAAGAUCCAACAGAUACCAUCUACAAAGAAGACCAACGGCACCACCAACGGCCAGCCUCUGGACCGUGAAAUGACCGAGGAGGAGAAGCUGUGCGCCAAACUGGAGGAGGAGGCCAGGAUCAGUGCAGAGGCUAGAUCCUGUACCGGAUCGUUGGCGGUUCAUCCGCGUUCCCGUGACGUUAAGAUCGCCAACUUUUCGAUAACGUUCUUUGGAUCGGAACUGCUGCAGGACACCAUGCUGGAGCUGAACUGCGGCCGGCGCUACGGUCUGAUCGGACUCAACGGAUGCGGAAAAUCAUCGCUGCUGUCAGUGCUCGGUGGACGAGAGGUGCCCAUUCCCCCGCAUAUCGACAUCUUCCAUUUGACGCGCGAAAUCCCGGCCAGCUCGAAGAGCGCCCUCCAGUGCGUCAUGGAGGUGGACGAGGAGCGCAUUAAGCUAGAGAAACUGGCCGAGGAGCUGGCCAUGAGCGACGAGGACGACGCCCAGGAGCAGCUCAUCGAUAUCUACGAGCGACUCGAUGACAUGUCCGCCGACCAGGCAGAGGCCAAGGCGGCCCGCAUUCUCCACGGUCUCGGAUUCGACAAGGCCAUGCAACAGAAACAAGCCAAGGACUUUUCAGGUGGUUGGCGUAUGAGAAUCGCCCUCGCCCGUGCCCUGUUCGUGAAGCCGCAUCUGCUGCUCCUCGACGAACCGACCAACCACUUGGAUCUGGACGCCUGUGUGUGGCUGGAGGAGGAGCUGAAGGAGUACAAGCGCAUCCUUGUGCUCAUUUCGCACUCGCAGGACUUCCUCAACGGCGUCUGCACGAACAUCAUCCACCUGACGGGCAAGCGACUGAAGUACUACACCGGCAACUACGAGGCCUUCGUGCGCACCCGCAUGGAGCUGCUGGAGAACCAGAUGAAGCAGUACAACUGGGAGCAGGAUCAGAUCGCCCACAUGAAGAACUACAUCGCCCGGUUCGGUCACGGUUCGGCCAAGCUGGCCCGUCAGGCCCAGUCCAAGGAGAAGACUCUGGCCAAGAUGGUGGCCCAGGGACUCACCGAGAAGGUAUCCGACGACAAGGUCCUCAACUUUUACUUCCCCUCCUGCGGCAAAGUGCCGCCGCCAGUUAUCAUGGUGCAGAAUGUUAAUUUCCGAUACAACGAUGAAACGCCUUGGAUCUACAAGAAUCUAGAGUUCGGUAUCGAUCUGGACACACGUCUAGCCCUGGUGGGACCCAACGGUGCCGGCAAAUCCACGCUCCUGAAGCUGCUGUAUGGCGAUUUGGUGCCCACCUCCGGAAUGAUUCGCAAGAAUUCGCAUCUGCGCAUCGCCCGCUACCAUCAGCACUUGCACGAGCUGCUCGAUCUGGACGCCAGUCCGCUGGAGUACAUGAUGCGCGCCUUCCCCGACGUCAAGGAGAAGGAGGAGAUGCGCAAGAUCAUCGGCCGGUACGGUCUGACAGGUCGGCAGCAGGUCUGCCCCAUUCGCCAGCUCUCCGAUGGACAGCGUUGCCGGGUCGUGUUCGCCUGGCUGGCCUGGCAGGUGCCCCAUCUGCUGCUCCUCGACGAACCUACCAAUCACUUGGACAUGGAGACUAUCGAUGCCCUGGCCGAUGCGAUCAAUGACUUUGAUGGCGGUAUGGUUCUUGUUAGUCACGAUUUCCGUUUGAUUAACCAGGUGGCUGAGGAGAUUUGGGUGUGCGAGAAGGAGACGGUUACCAAGUGGAAGGGCGGUAUUCUCACCUACAAGGAUCAUCUGAAGAGCAAGAUUGUCUCCGAGAACGAGAAGAAGGCCAAGGCGGGAAAGUAGAAAGGCGCUUGGAAAUGUUUAGUUACGUCGUAGAUACAUGUGAAUCCCAAACCACACACACCAUACACACCAUACACACCAUAUACACCUGCAUACACACUAG
Messenger RNA from Drosophila bipectinata, 2138 nucleotides. RefSeq names its product ATP-binding cassette sub-family F member 2. The record is from RefSeq and is a predicted model, not a curated record. Lineage: Eukaryota; Metazoa; Arthropoda; Insecta; Diptera; Drosophilidae. Gene Ontology annotation, molecular function: ATP hydrolysis activity; ATP binding.